UUGAAUUGGUGUCGUUGUUUUGACAUUAGUCCAAGAUGGCGGUAGAAUUCCUCGAAGAUUCGUGAAAAAUAACUAUUGCAUUUAGAAAACUAUCGUUAAUCAAUUUGUCAGUGAAAAAUGGAGGCUGGUGCGAGUACCGGGACUCGCACAACGCGAUUUAUGAUGGAAGGAGUUGGUGCCAGAGUCAUUCGUGGUCCGGAAUGGAAAUGGGGGAAACAGGAUGGCGGCGAAGGCCACGUUGGAACUGUUCGUAAUUUUGAAUCUCCGGAGGAAGUUGUUGUCGUUUGGGAUAACGGAACUGCAGCAAAUUAUCGAUGCUCAGGAGCGUUUGAUCUACGUAUACUAGAUUCAGCUCCAACAGGCGUCAAGCAUGAUGGCACUAUGUGUGACACCUGUCGCCAACAGCCUAUUUUUGGCAUCAGAUGGAAAUGUGCCGAGUGCGGUAACUACGAUUUAUGCUCCAUUUGUUAUCAUGGAGAUAAACAUCACCUGAGGCAUAGGUUUUAUCGAAUUGCCACCCCAGGCAGUGAGAGAGUCUUGUUGGAGCCGAGACGAAAGAGUAAAAAGAUUGCAAUUCGUGGAAUUUUCCCUGGUGCCAGAGUUGUAAGAGGUGUCGACUGGCAAUGGGAAGAUCAGGAUGGUGGUAAUGGUCGCAGAGGCAAAGUUGCGGAAAUGCAGGAUUGGUCUGCAGCUAGUCCUAGAUCGGCCGCCUAUGUUGUCUGGGAUAAUGGAGCUAAAAAUCUUUACCGUGUCGGAUUUGAGGGAAUGGCUGAUCUGAAAGUGGUGAAUGAUGCGAAAGGACAAACGGUGUACAGGGAUCAUCUACCACUUUUGGGUGAACAGGCUCCUGGUCGCACAGGUCCACAUGGUCUUCAAAUUGGAGAUCAAGUGAACGUUGACUUGGAGUUGGAAAUAGUGCAAUCCCUGCAGCAUGGUCAUGGUGGUUGGACAGAUGGAAUGUUUGAAUGUUUAGGGACGACCGGAACUGUCGUCGGAAUAGAUGAAGAUCACGACAUUGUCGUAUCGUACCCGAGCGGAAAUCGAUGGACAUUCAAUCCUGCAGUUUUAACCAAAGUACAGAUUUCUGCGUCUGCUACUAGCUCAAGUACUGAUAAUCAGACCUUUGCAGUCGGAGAUUUAGUGCAAAUUUCUAAUGAUUUGGAGAAAAUCAAACUCCUUCAAAGUGGACAUGGCGAAUGGGCUGAAGCUAUGGUCCCGACACUUGGAAAAGUUGGACGGGUACAGCAAAUAUAUCACGAUGGAGACCUUAAAGUUGAUGUGUGCAGUACUUCUUGGACAUACAAUCCUCAAGCGGUUACCAAAGUAGCCAGUAGCGAUGGUUGUGUACCCGGAAAUACCAGCGGAGAACGUUUAUCCGCACUUCUUAAAAAAUUGUUUGAAUCCCAUGUCUCCGGUGACGUUAAUGAAGAAUUGGUAAAAACUGCUGCGAAUGGGGAUGCUGCCAAAUGCGAAGAAAGUUUGAAGCGACCUGAAGCAGACGUCAAUGGCGUCUUUGCUGGUCAUACUGCACUUCAAGCUGCUAGCCAGAAUGGUCACCUAGAAGUCAUCAAAAUUCUUCUGCGUUAUAAAGCAGACGUAGAAAUUGAGGAUAAAGAUGGAGACAGGGCAGUUCAUCACGCAGCUUUUGGCGAUGAGCCCGGUGUAAUGGCAUUGCUGGCCGGAGCAGGAGCCGAUCUUAAUGCUCGCAAUAAACGGCGUCAAACUGCACUUCACAUAGCGGUAAAUAAGGGUCAUGCGGGUGUCGUACGAACGUUGCUGGAGCUCGGCUGUCAUCCAAGUCUUCAGGACUCUGAAGGGGACACGCCACUUCACGACGCCAUCUCCAAGAAACGGGACGACAUGCUGGCUCUGUUGCUGGAUCAUGCGGCUGACAUAACACUCACAAACAACAAUGGAUUCAACGCGCUACAUCACGCUGCUCUACGUGGAAAUCCAAGUGCGAUGCGUGUGCUCCUUUCGAAACUUCCGAGACCAUGGAUAGUGGAUGAAAAAAAAGACGAUGGCUACACGGCCCUACACCUUGCGGCCCUUAACAACCACGUAGAAGUUGCCGAGCAAUUAGCACAAGCCGGUAAAGCCGACUUAGACUUGCAGAACGUAAAUCUGCAGACCGCUUUACACCUAGCCGUCGAAAGGCAGCACACACAAAUAGUCAGGCUCUUGGUCCGCGAAGGUGCGAAUUUGAACGUGGCUGACAAAGACGGAGAUACGCCGCUGCACGAAGCUCUGAGACAUCACACGUUGUCCCAGUUACGACAACUCCAGGAUGUCCAAGACGUCGGUAGACUUCUUAUGGGUCUUGGGGCCCAAGGCCAGGACAAAAAGAGCAGCGCGUCUAUCGCCUGCUUCCUGGCUGCUCACGGGGCCGAUCUUACCCUGAAAAAUAAGAAAGGACAAACCCCCCUCGACCUCUGCCCUGAUCCAAAUCUCUGCAAAACUUUGACCAAAUGCCACAAGGACAAAGAAUCGCACGACAUCGAAGCUCCUGUACCGUCAGCAGCAAUCGACGAAUGUCUGGUGUGUUCUGAUGGAAAGAGAGAGACUCUAUUUAAUCCCUGUGGACACGUAGCUUGCUGCAACGUCUGUGCACCUAGAGUAAAGAAGUGUCUGAUCUGCAGAGAAAACGUUUUAUCUAGAAUCAAGAUCGAAGAAUGCGUCGUUUGCUCUGAUCGCAAAGCAGGAGUACUUUUUCGACCCUGCAGUCACAUGUGUGCUUGUGAAAGUUGCGCCUCGUUGAUGAAAAAGUGCGUCCAAUGCCGCGCACAAAUUCAACACAUGGUACCGCUCUCCAUAUGCUGCGGAGGAGGAGGUACCAUAUCCGAAGUAAAAGCAGAUCCCGAAGAAGAGCCGGUGCCUGUCAUUCCCAAUGAAGGAGAAGCUGCGCUGAUGAAUAACGGAAGCCGUGACACGUCGCACAGUGACAUACAAAAACUCCAGCAACAGCUACAAGACAUUAAGGAACAGACAAUGUGUCCAGUUUGCUUAGAUCGUUUGAAAAAUAUGAUCUUCCUUUGCGGACAUGGCACAUGCCAGAUGUGCGGUGAUCGAAUGUCCGAAUGCCCUAUCUGUCGUAAAGCAGUCGAUAAACGCAUUUUGCUUUAUUAGAGAAGGUAAAAUUAGUCUUAUCAGUUCAAUUAUAGUUACAUUAUACAUGAAAUAGUCUGAUAUGCUGUCGGGGUCAUUAUACUAAAGUACGCUUAAUAUUUACACUAAAGCAUCUCAUAAAUAUCGGCAGUGUGAUGAACACCGCUGUCAGUGAUGUGUGAUGCAAUAUUACGGUUAAUGAGAAAUGUGUUAGGAUGCUUUUAUAUCAUGGUUGUUGGCAACAAAAAAAUUGAGACACUGCUGUUCAAUAUUCAAUUUCUCUCGUUAUCUAUAUCAAUAUCACAAUAUCGUUCAUAAGCAUCUCAAUUCAUAUACAGCAGAUAUAUAAAUCAAUUUGAACAACAGCUUAUACAGAAAAACCUUUCACAUUGUCAAGACAAGAUUGUGACGAUCCUAUUUUAGAAUCUGUUAGUAUUUUAGAAUUGUAAAUAUAGCUCUGACAAUUUUUUAUCUUGAUCGUGAUUCCGUCGACAAAGAUUUAACAAUCUUGAACCUAAAUUUAUAUUAAUUUCUUCUUCCAGCAGGUUGGCCUAUUUAAAUUUAGUUAACGGAUAAACUAAUGAUUAUUGUUAUAUAAGUAUCAAUUGUACAGUAUUUGUUACUGCAUUUUUUCCGUGCAUUUAUAUUUGGUAAAUAUUUACAGUCUGCUCUUCCGGAUUAAAUCGAAGAAUCGUAAUAUUCCGUGAAAAAAAUUAUUUGUAACUUUGUUAUUGAAUCUAGAACGCCGAUAUAAGAUAAUAACGUCAAAAUAAUCCUCCAUUAAUAAUCAUUCGACUAAAAAUUCUCGUAUUAAAUUAUCUUAGAAAAUCCUAUGCGAAAAAUUGUUUUCGCGUGUCUCAGCGUGAUUUUAUUAUUCAUCUCUCGUGGUGAUGGUGAUGUUGAAAAUCCUAAUCGUGUUCGGCAACGAAUCUGCAUAGUAUGUACGCUUGAAUCCGCCUUAAUUAGAUACGCAACAUUACAAUUAGAAUAAAAACUGAAACGGAUUGUUCUCCAGAGGUUGAACAACAGCACAACUUUGCUGGGCUUUAGACAGACUUUCCAAAGUUUGUCCAUUGAUUUAAAUAUUUUACUCUAGUUCAACUUCUGAGGUUCAACUUAAACGAUAAUUUAUAACGCUGCAACCACUAUAGUACUUAAGUACCUAUGAAUAGUAGAUAUGUACCUACGAGAUAUCUAAUAAUAUACUAAAUAUAACUUAC
Diprion similis is the source of this 4325-nucleotide messenger RNA. It is a transcript of the gene mib1, whose product is annotated as E3 ubiquitin-protein ligase MIB1. Gene Ontology annotation, biological process: protein ubiquitination. The record is from RefSeq and is a predicted model, not a curated record. Gene Ontology annotation, cellular component: cytoplasm. Gene Ontology annotation, molecular function: protein binding; ubiquitin-protein transferase activity; zinc ion binding. Bases 118 to 3126 code for a protein of 1002 amino acids. NCBI's taxonomy places the organism in Eukaryota, Metazoa, Arthropoda, Insecta, Hymenoptera, Diprionidae. The transcript is spliced from 15 exons.